UCUUUUCUUCUUUUGGAAGUCAAAAUCGGGAAUAAACACUGAUGUGUGGUGAUCACAACAAGACAACACCAAUGUUCACAAACACAUUCCUUCCUAUCUAGACAAACAACAACUGCUCAAAAACAUUCCAUAACUAUGGCUUCUUCUGUUGCCCACAACAAUUUCUCAAUGAUUCCUCUUUUUGUUGGUUUGCUUGUCAUUGCUUCUUCUCUUGGCCCUGUCCUUUCCUCACCAUUAAUGUCUGAUUCCAGUCACAAGCAAAUGAAAAACCAUACUUUUAAACCUGCUAAGGAGAUUCAGAAGCUAAGGAGAAUAAAUGCUUAUCUCAAGAGGGUCAAUAAGCCUGCUGUGAAGACAAUUCAGAGUCCAGAUGGUGAUAUCAUAGAUUGCGUUCUCUCUCAUCUUCAACCUGCUUUUGAUCACCCUGAGCUUAGAGGGCAGCAACCAUUGGAUCCACCGGCGAGGCCAAAACGUCAUAAUUCUACUGAAGCAAACUCUGAAAACUUGCAGCUAUGGACUGCCUCCGGUGAAUCUUGCCCCAAAGGAACUGUUCCAAUCAGAAGAACUACAGGGAAAGACAUUUUGAGAGCAAGUUCUUUUAGAAGACAUGGAAGAAUAAGAAGACAUGUUAGAAGAGACUCAACGGGCAGCGGCCAUGAGCAUGCUGUUGUGUUUGUGAACGGAGAUCAGUAUUAUGGUGCAAAGGCAAGCUUAAACGUGUGGGCUCCUCAAGUGACUAAUGAAUACGAGUUUAGCUUGUCACAGAUAUGGAUAAUCUCUGGUUCUUUCGGCAAUGAUCUUAAUACCAUUGAAGCUGGUUGGCAGGUUAGUCCUGAACUAUAUGGAGACAAUUACCCUAGGUUCUUCACAUACUGGACGACUGAUGCAUACCAAGCCACUGGGUGCUACAACUUGCUUUGCUCUGGGUUUGUCCAAACCAACAAUAAGAUUGCUAUUGGAGCAGCCAUCUCUCCAAUGUCCUCCUACAAUGCCAGGCAGUUUGACAUCGAUAUAAUGGUUUGGAAGGAUCCAAAACAUGGACAUUGGUGGUUAGAAUUUGGAUCAAGAUUGCUAGUUGGAUACUGGCCUGCGUUUCUGUUCAGUCACUUAAGAAGCCAUGCCAACAUUAUACAAUUUGGAGGAGAAAUAGUGAACACUAGAUCGUCCGGAUUCCACACAUCAACACAAAUGGAUAGUGGCCAUUUUGCUGAAGAAGGCUUUGGAAAGGUAGCUUAUUUCCGAAACUUGCAGACUGUUGAUUGGGAUAAUAAUUUGCUGCCUCUAACAAACCCGCGCCUGUUGGCCGAUCAUUCAAACUGUUAUGACAUCAGACAAGGAAGAAAUAGUGUUUGGGGAACGUACUUUUACUAUGGUGGCCCUGGAAGGAAUGUAAGGUGUCCAUGAGUAAAAGUGGAACGCAUAGGAUAAAAGAAUUGAAGUUCAUUUUUCUUUUUCUUUUUUUAACCCAACUCAAAUU
Molecule: messenger RNA, 1477 nt
Organism: Hibiscus syriacus
Lineage: Eukaryota; Viridiplantae; Streptophyta; Magnoliopsida; Malvales; Malvaceae
Exons: 7
Coding region: 136-1404 (422 amino acids)
Source: RefSeq, a predicted model, not a curated record